Sphenostylis stenocarpa is the source of this 369-nucleotide messenger RNA. The record is from the annotation of a GenBank genome assembly. NCBI's taxonomy places the organism in Eukaryota, Viridiplantae, Streptophyta, Magnoliopsida, Fabales, Fabaceae.
AUGACAUGUUCUGUUUUAUUGGUAGAGAUUAUCAAUGGAAUGGAGGAAACCAUGGCAUGGGAUUCGAGUUUUACAAGAUGGCCUGAUGCUGUACCCAUGGCAGGGUCAAUGUUUCCUCUUGGGUACUGUUUGAUUGGUGCAGCCAUUAUUGGUAAGGUUGGUCCUUGUGCUGCAACUGCAUAUCUCAAUACCUACCCAUUACAUUAUGUGCAGCAGCCAUUUGAUUUUUUGCCUCGUAUUCCUCUGAUGGUUAUCCAUUGUGGUUAUCUUUCCAAGGGCUUCUCUGCCAAAACUGAGGGAAACUCUGUGGGAUGCACGUGUCUUGUUGAUGAAAUUUCACGUGGAGAUGGUGACCCAUGUGUAGUGUAG